Messenger RNA from Coregonus sp. 'balchen', 5268 nucleotides. The record is from the annotation of a GenBank genome assembly. NCBI's taxonomy places the organism in Eukaryota, Metazoa, Chordata, Actinopteri, Salmoniformes, Salmonidae.
AUGCACAAUCACACGACAGGAUGCGAAAGCUCCGCUGUGGGGACCAAGGGGCCGGCCCUCCCACUCCAGGUAUAUAAGGGUCACUCCUGCACCUUCAGGAGAAGUUUCCCUCUGUGUGUUCAGCCUGUACGCCCUCUACUGUUUCCUACACUACUCCUCUUCUCCUCUACUGCUCUCCGACUGUUGAGCUCAGCCUGUGUGGACUGACUGAAGGUAAGAGAACUUUGCGUGGCUAUUUAUUUUUCUAAUUUGUCUGCUGUGAGUUCGCUGUGGUUAUCGGUAAAUAAGCUUAAUGGACACUUGGAGCACGGUACUAAUUCCAUGUAACAAUGGGUUCUCUACAAUUGAAGUACUGGGUUUAAGUUCAGGUCAAUGAGUGGAAUAAUUAGAUUGGGUUCCAGUCAAUUAUGUGAGGAUGUAAUUGUGUUUUUCAUAUGAAAUCUGUCUUGAAUUAAUUUAUUGACAUUCAUUCACUGUACAUACAGUUUGAGAAUUGAUGGUGUACUGACUCCUGUUUAAUAUCUGGUGUAUUAUCGCUGCUGGAGAUGCUUUACUUCUGAUUGACGUCCCUCUAGAUUUGUUUUAAUUCUAUACAACCCAGAGAGUUCUUGUUUGUUGAAUCUACAUGAAUUAUUCACUAGUCCGUUGGUGGUGUGGUGGUGUGAAAUCACAGACUCCUUCACCCUGGAGAGUACUUUUCCAUGGCUCUUUAAACAGAGAAGAGUCUGUUUUGUUCUGCUCUGAGGCAUCUUGAGGUAGAAAAGUAAAUUCUCCUGACUGGAAGCUGAAGAAGCAUAAUUGUGUUGGUCCUUUCCUCCAGGAUUAUAUUUCGACAGGAAAGACUAAUCCAUCAGUACUACUACCCCACAACUUAGAUGGAUGGUCAAUCCAUAUUGAGUGGGAAAGGGCACUUUGUUUUAACAAAAUGUAUUGUUUUGGACAAUUGCCUUCUACCCCUGUGCUGAGUAAUGCAACAAAAAGGUUUCAGUUGUGUCAUGAGAAAAAUAUCAUAAGGUAUUCCAUAUGCUGGCAUUGUUACCGUUUUACAUGAAAAUUAGAUAGAGAGAGAUGGAUGGAACAUCAGAAAAGAUUAGCAUUAAAAGAGAACAUUAACACCUCUGCAUAGAUCUGUAUUAAAUGUGAAUCUCUCUCUCUGUGCCUCCUCCCUCAGCAAUGAAUGCAGUUAUCUGUGUAUGUGUACUGCUGUCUGCGCUCUCUGGCAGCAGUUUGGGGCGCCCGUCGCACUCGCAGGAUGAGGGCAAGCCUGAGCCCCCCCAGCUCGACAGCGUUAUGUCUCCCCAACACACACGCCACACCCGCUCAGCGCCCCCCAGUGGACAGCUCACCCCCUUCUCCAAACCGGCAGAGGACGAGGCAGAGGACAGCCGCACCAAUCUGCGUGAACUACUGGCAAGAUUGGUAUCCAGGAAAGGUAAGACGUAAGAUCUGUUAAACGUUUGUUAAUUAAAGUAAAAUAGAACAUUGUUAAAGGUGAAUAAAUGUCAUAUUCUAGGAUUGUAUGUUAUCACAAUCCCAGUAUCCCUCACUCAUGAACUAAGUCACCAAUUCUAUUAAGUCAUCUAUUAAGGCACCUUAUUCUCUAUGUAGUGCACUACUUUGAACAGGGCACAUAGGGCUCUGAUCAAAAGUAGUGCACAGGACAGUGACAUUGUAUGGGUUUUGGAUUGGCAUCAUCUCCACUCUGAUAGCUUUCCCAUCUCUAUAGUUAAAAGCACUUUUCCUCUGAGAGGGAAGAGAAGUCCCACAGUAGGAGACAGACAGCCAGGGAGGAGAUAGUCGAUAGAGGGAAUUAUCCAGACUGAGAGGAGACCUUCCCUCCAGUGGUUUUCAUCAUGUAACAGAGAUGAAAAAACAUGACAUCGUUAGAGAAAGAAAGCCUCCCCCCAUCCUUCCUCUCUCUCCGUGCUUCCUCCUCUGUCAUCAUCCAUCUCUCUGGCUGUUGUCACAAUCUACUGAUGGCUUUGUCACGCUGCUGUUGUCCUGCCCUGCUCAAACUGGAGUUUUUGAGUUUUAUAAAGAAUCAAAUUAAUUGCUAUAUAUUGCCAUUUUUAAAGGACCUCCACAAAAGUUGAGUGUGGGUUAAUGCGGUUUGUAGAUGAUAUCAUUAACUAGUCUGAAGAGUGCCAGAACAUUUACACACAUAUAAGAAUAAACAUUUACAAACAGAGAAGUAAAUGCCAAAGCAUGGAACAGUCAGUAUCUCCAGUGGAUUGCUAAUGACUGACCGGCAUCAGUCCCUGGGAUGAUGCUGAGCGGAUGUUGCUGAAUGGUUCCAUUAGAUAGCUAGCUGACGCUGAUUUAGUCAAUUAACAAGUGUUACUUUGUUUCAAUCCAAUAGGUCUUCCCUGAACCCUGAAACAAAAAAUGGUUAAGAAACACUGUCUUAGUCAGCCAUACGUAACAUGUAUCAUCAAUACACUUUCCAUGUUAUGUUCUGAUCCAACAUAUCAAGAAGUUGUGUUAUCAUGAUCCUGAUCAGUCAGAAGGACGGGAUGCAUUCCAGGAAUAAUUAUAUUAUAUUCUUUCAUCUAAUGAUAAUCAUUUUAAACCAACAGAAAGACUCCAGUGCCCGAUAUAGUACAGAUGAUGUGAUGUCUGUCUCUGUUCCAGACAUAGAGAUAUACAUUAUACCCAUAUACAUUAGAAUAUAUAUACAUUAGAAUAUAUAUAUACAGUUGAAGUCGGAGGUUUACAUACACUUAGGUUGGAGUCAUUAAAACUUGUUUUUCAACCACUCCACAAAUUUCUGGUUAACAAACUAUAGUUUUGGCAAGUCGGUUAGGACAUCUACUUUGUGCAUGACACAAGUCAUUUUUCCAACAAUUGUUUACAGACAGAUUAUUUCACUUAUAAUUCACUGUAUCACAAUUCCAGUGGGUCAGAAGUUUACAUACACUAAGUUGACUGUGCCUUUAAACAGCUUGGAAAAUUCCAGAAAAUGAUGUCAUGGCUUUAGAAGCUUCUGAUAGCCUAGUUGACAUCAUUUGAGUCAACUGGAGACCUCCACAAGUCUGGUUCAUCCUUGGGAGCAAUUUCCAAAUGCCUGAAGGUACCACGUUCAUCUGUACAAACAAUAGUACGCAAGUAUAAACACCAUGGGACCAUGCAGUCAUCAUACCGCUCAGGAAGGAGAUGCGUUCUAUUUCCUAGAGAUAAACGUACUUUGGUGCGAAAAGUGCAAAUCAAUCCCAGAAACAGUGGGGAAAAAAAGUAUUUAGUCAGCCACCAAUUGUGCAAGUUCUCCCACUUAAAAAGAUGAGAGAGGCCUGUAAUUUUCAUCAUAAGUACACGUCAACUAUGACAGACAAAAUGAGAUUUUUUUCUCUCCAGAAAAUCACAUUGUAGGAUUUUUUAUGAAUUUAUUUGCAAAUUAUGGUGGAAAAUAAGUAUUUGGUCAAUAACAAAAGUUUCUCAAUACUUUGUUAUAUACCCUUUGUUGGCAAUGACACAGGUCAAACGUUUUCUGUAAGUCUUCACAAGGUUUUCACACACUGUUGCUGGUAUUUUGGCCCAUUCCUCCAUGCAGAUCUCCUCUAGAGCAGUGAUGUUUUGGGGCUGUCGCUGGGUAACACGGACUUUCAACUCCCUCCAAAGAUUUUCUAUGGGGUUGAGAUCUGGAGACUGGCUAGGUCACUCCAGGAUCUUGAAAUGCUUCUUACGAAGCCACUCCUUCGUUGCCCGGGCGGUGUGUUUGGGAUCAUUGUCAUGCUGAAAGACCCAGCCACGUUUCAUCUUCAAUGCCCUUGCUGAUGGAAGGAGGUUUUCACUCAAAAUCUCACGAUACAUGGCCCCAUUCAUUCUUUCCUUUACACGGAUCAGUCGUCCUGGUCCCUUUGCAGAAAAACAGCCCCAAAGCAUGAUGUUUCCACCCCCAUGCUUCACAGUAGGUAUGGUGUUCUUUGGAUGCAACUCUGCAUUCUUUGUCCUCCAAACACGACGAGUUGAGUUUUUACCAAAAAGUUAUAUUUUGGUUUCAUCUGACCAUAUGACAUUCUCCCAAUCCUCUUCUGGAUCAUCCAAAUGCACUCUAGCAAACUUCAGACGGGCCUGGACAUGUACUGGCUUAAGCAGGGGGACACGUCUGGCACUGCAGGAUUUGAGUCCCUGGCGGCGUAGUGUGUUACUGAUGGUAGGCUUUGUUACUUUGGUCCCAGCUCUCUGCAGGUCAUUCACUAGGUCCCCCCGUGUGGUUCUGGGAUUUUUGCUCACCGUUCUUGUGAUCAUUUUGACCCCACGGGGUGAGAUCUUGCGUGGAGCCCCAGAUCGAGGGAGAUUAUCAGUGGUCUUGUAUGUCUUCCAUUUCCUAAUAAUUGCUCCCACAGUUGAUUUCUUCAAACCAAGCUGCUUACCUAUUGCAGAUUCAGUCUUCCCAGCCUGGUGCAGGUCUACACUUUUGUUUCUGGUGUCCUUUGACAGCUCUUUGGUCUUGGCCAUAGUGGAGUUUGGAGUGUGACUGUUUGAGGUUGUGGACAGGUGUCUUUUAUACUGAUAACAAGUUCAAACAGGUGCCAUUAAUACAGGUAACGAGUGGAGGACAGAGGAGCCUCUUAAAGAAGAAGUUACAGGUCUGUGAGAGCCAGAAAUCUUGCUUGUUUGUAGGUGACCAAAUACUUAUUUUCCACCAUAAUUUGCAAAUAAAUUCAUAAAAAAUCCUACAAUGUGAUUUUCUGGAGAAACAAAAUCUCAAUUUGUCUGUCAUAGUUGACGUGUACCUAUGAUGAAAAUUACAGGCCUCUCUCAUCUUUUUAAGUGGGAGAACUUGCACAAUUGGUGGCUGACUAAAUACUUUUUUUCCCCACUGUAUUUGGCUAAGGUGUAUGUAAACUUCUGACUUCAACUGUACAUUAUAAUAUAUAAUAUAUAUAUAUAUAUAUAUAUAUAUAUAUAUACACAUAUAUACAUAUACACACACAUAGAAUUAAAAAAAAUAUUAUACCCAUAUACAUUAGAAUAUAUAUAUUAUACACAUAUAAAUUACAUUAGAAUAUAAUGUUCUGUAUUUAAAGGGGCAAUCUGGGAUUCAAACAACGCAAAACCGCCACUUCUUUGGUAAACAGCUGAGGGAUUGGGCUGGAGAAAUGUAACCCCUCAAAUUAUCUGGUUCCAGGAUCAUUCCAGAGGAGCUCGUCCCUGAGCAGCAGAGCCAGCGGUCCGGGUCCCAGCCACAAGAUAAAGGACAGAGACUACCUGGGCUGGAUGGACUUCGGACGCCGCAGUGCAGAGGAGUACGAGGAAUACUCCUCAUAG